AUGCGUUGGACGGACUUGUUUGUUGUUCUCGUCCAAUGUUUACUCUUCUCGCGGGCGAGAUCAGCUAGGAUUCCAAAAUCGCCAGCCUUCACGGUGCUGUUGGAUAAUACUCUAGAACCGGACGCUGUGCAGUCUAGGCCUUCCUAUCUGUUGCUGCGCGAAACACACACGCAAGAGCGAGCCGCUGCGGCCUGUAGCACACUGGGGGAGGCUCUGGCAACUGUCAAAGAAGUCCCCUUCUUCCAGCCAUUGCUCUUGUUGUACCCCAGCGCUGAGCAUGAGAAGCUAUCUUCUCCCAUGUGGCUGGCAGAAAAUGGCGGGGCCUGCACAGCAUACAGUCUACAAGAGAAUCAUACUUCGAGCGUCGAAUGCACCAGUCGCCUUCGCGCUCUUUGCACCAAUACUGCAGAAUAUCAGGCUGGCGUCAGUCCCCCGUCUACUGAUCGCCAUGUAUUCGUUGAUACAUCUCAAGGCCUUAUUAAAGGGUUCAGAGACCGCUUGACGGCACGAUUCCAGGGAAUCCCCUAUGCGAAACCUCCGGUAGGCGAGCGUCGGCUGAAGAACCCAGAAAGACUACACAGCUUUCCCGGACAAGAUAAGGAAGUGGCAUAUGAUGCUACGAGGUUCAGAGCACUCUGUCCAGUACGCUGCCCGAUCUAUAGUCCAACAAGCGCACGUAACAUGACCCCGAACGCUACACCGGACCUCCAAAACCCACAUUACCGCAUAUCCGAAGAUUGCCUGUAUCUCAAUGUUUACACCCCAAUGAUCCCUGAAAGCCGGACUCCGGACUUGCUACCUGUGGUGUUUUGGAUUCAUGGGGGCUCGAAUUAUUACGGCGGCUCAUCCCUACCUUUUUAUCUUGGGAUGAACCUUGCAUCUCGCGGACCAGUGGUGGUAGUCUCCCUAAACUACCGCCUUGGUGCUCUGGGAUUUCUCUCUGAUCCAUCCAAGUCGCCAGAUAUUGGAAGUAACCAAGCUAUGCGUGACCAACUGAUGGCUCUGGACUGGGUUCGGGAGCACAUCAAAUCAUUUGGUGGCGAUCCCGAGCGAGUAACGAUUUUUGGGGAAUCCUCGGGAGGCAGUGCGGUGAUGUCUCUCCUCCAGACAGCCUCUGCAGAAGGCCUGUUUGCCCGGGCCAUUGUUCAGUCUGGAAGUACGUGGUCUGGCUGGCAACGGCCCCACGUGCAGGCCGGUCUCACGCGAAUGUUCCUGGAUCUGGCCGGUUGCGACGACCUGACUUGCGUGAAAAACAACCGGACGAUGGGAGAGAUCCUAGAAUACCAGAACCUGCUGUUCUCCAAGGCUCAAGGCACGUUUCCUCGCGGGGAGGUCAACUUUAUCGAGCCAUUUCGGCCAUUCAUUGACCAUGAUCUGAUCACGGAGGAUUGGGUCACUGCACUGGAGAACGGUCGUUAUCAGAAGGUGCCAACACUUGUCACGUACACCCGAGAUGAGUUCGGAUUGAUUGUACAGGCCAAUGAGACAUUGAAGAAUGAACGGACAAGUUACUCCACAGCAGUUGAGUUUCUGGCCACAUUCCUUUUGGGUGAGGAGCGCACCAGGCAAGUGUUGGAUACCCCAGAGUUAGGGUUCAACCGGUCAUUGGUUAAUGCGCCUGAUGUUACCGACCCGUUCAUCCAAUUGACUACGGAUUUGGGUUACCGAUGUAGCAGCGAGAUCUAUGCGGGGCUUCUGGAGAGGCAUAACCGCGACGUAUGGGAAGUAUCGUGGGAUAUCGGUCUGCCGCAAUUUCUCGGGGGAUUGAUCUGUGGCACUGGCACAAAGCGUGCUUGUCAUGCCGCUGAGCUCCCCAUCCUUUUUGGCUCAGCCAAUUACGCCAAUAUCAGCAGCAGUGCGCUCGCCUCCGUCAAUUACUUCCAGCAAGCUCGGAACACGAUUGAUCUCUACAGCAACUUCGCGCAUGAUGGCGAGUUGAGCAUCAAUGCGACCUACUAUUCACGGCGUGAUGGCAACACAGUCCGCAAUGUUCUUCAUUGGAACGAUACGCCCGCGUCAACACGUGGGGGUGUCCACUGGGAUAUCUGUCAGAAGAUGGAGGAGAUGAACCUGUAUGAUCGGUUGUAUUACCCGUAUCUCCCUGUUGUGGAUCACACGAUUACAAGGGAAGGUCCCGGUUCUUUGCAGUAUCCCAUGGUAGCUAGAGACUUUGAUUGA
This is a messenger RNA of Aspergillus campestris IBT 28561, 2178 nucleotides long. Its product is annotated as carboxylesterase type B. The record is from RefSeq and is a predicted model, not a curated record. Lineage: Eukaryota; Fungi; Ascomycota; Eurotiomycetes; Eurotiales; Aspergillaceae. The coding region runs from base 1 to 2178 and encodes 725 amino acids. The transcript has 3 exons.